AUGCCAGUAUAUUUGAAAGUAUCAGACAACAACCGUGCUGAAACUGUCUUGCGGGAAUUUCUGCAAAGCGUGGAAGAGUUUGGACUUCCAUCACGUGUCCGCUCUGAUAAAGGCGGUGAAAAUGUCGAUGUUGCAGCCUAUAUGCUUUCUCACCUGGUAGAGGUAGUAUGA
Molecule: messenger RNA, 171 nt
Organism: Paramuricea clavata
Lineage: Eukaryota; Metazoa; Cnidaria; Anthozoa; Malacalcyonacea; Plexauridae
Source: the annotation of a GenBank genome assembly